CGUGAAUUGGUUUGUCAAUCAAAGGGCUAUUAUGUUUUCUUCCUGGUUAGCUGCAAAGUGAAAGAGGAGUAACGUUCGGCAUAUUUCACACUGAUUAGUGAAAGGGGAGAGACCAUGUGGAAGUCACAUGAGCGACAAGGAUGAGGAAAAAACAACUGGGAGAGGACUGCUACCGCCUAACUUCUCAAUCCGACUGGGGAUUUGCUGCUUCCGAAGCUUGGCUGGGACAGCCUAGCAGCCCCUGACUCAACCUCUACCCACACAUAUGCAAUGAACAGCACUACUCAGCCCCCUGCCCCCAUAGACAGGGAUGUGGCAGUCAGCUCUGUGUUGGUACCAUUCUUCCUGAUCACCUUCAUCGGGAUAGCUGCAGCUGUGGUGCUGUAUGUGCGCAAGAAGAGAAGAAUUGACAGGCUCCGGCACCAGUUGCUUCCAGUCUAUACUUACGACCCCUCUGAAGAAUUACAUGAAGUUGAACAGGAAAUGCUGUGGAAAGAGGAAGAUACUAAGGUGGUGAAGGGUUGGGCACGAUCAUACCAGCAGCAACGUCCCCUGUUGAUGAAAGAUACCCAUGCAUGAGUGUGUUGGAGCAGGACAUAGAUCUGUGACAUCAAACAGAUCAGUGGAGUUAACCCUUGAGAUGCCAGAUUUGUCAGUCAUUCAACAUAAAGGGGUUUUAGGAAAAGCAUGGAGAACAGCCUGUCAUGCAUUCCGCAUCAUGCUCCUCCUCAGUCAUCAUCUCUGUUGGAGCAUUUACUUUGUACAGCGUCAGCCUCUAAGCUAAGAGGAGGUUGGUUAUUAUGUGAUUGUGAACCUCUGAUGCCAUGCCCCUGUGCCCGAAAGCUGUGGCAUACCCUAAACCACGACAUGUUGGCUAACUACUAGUGGACAUUUAUUUAUUUGAGAUUAUUUAUUCAAGUUUUUUUUUAAUUUUAAUUUUAUUUUUUAUACUGUUUGUCAUAAUGUGGGCGUUACUGAAACUAAGAUGGUGCCAUCCAUCCAAACUAGACACUGGUGUUACAUUUGCCUUAAAUGUCUAUUGUUUUAAGUAGUAAUAUACCAGUGAGAUUAGCAAAGCCUUGACCUUGGGUGGGAUGCUUACUGUUGUACUACUAGUUUUAGUGGUGUAAAAUUAGGUUACUAUGUCCCUCACUAUUCAAUGUAAUAGAAGUUACACAGAAGGUAUGCAAUCAAUCAAUUUGAGUUCUUAAGUUGCUGUUUUGUUUCCCUGUUUGUGGCACUUUGCAUGCCAUUAUGAAAGCAACCAAAAGAAUACCUCCUCCUCGUCAUCAUACAGAUACUGUAUGUUAUGAUGAAAAGGUGGUGAAAUCAGAAGGAGGAUGUAUAGAGAGAGAAGAGAUGGCAAAUGAAUCUAACUAGUCAACCAACCUCCCCCUACCCCACCCACUCCUCCACUAUUUAGCUGUGACUACUCCCCUAAAAAUGUCCUGUUGGGAAGGCAGGGCACCAGGAGGAUUGUUCUUCUAGCAGAAUAAUCUAUUUCGAAGAAUGCCAUAGGCCUGACUGUAUACAGUACUCAGGAAACCUCAGCCACCCAUAUCUUUAAAGAAAUAAGUGACCAGUGAUUCAUCCUUGAAUUAUAUGUGCUCUAAGUUACCCUCUUUUCCUCCUUGCAUUUGUGAAUGUCAUGUAUUCAGGAUGAGAAGGAUGAAGGUUUCCAUUGAAAUCAAUCAUCUUAUCAGCACAUGUAUAUGUACAGUAUGUUGGAAUCCACUUGAUAAUAAUUUAAACAUGGCUAUAUACACUGUGUACAAAGCAUUAACAACACCUUCCUAAUAUUGAGUUGCACCUUCUCAGAACAGCCUCAAUUCGCCGGGGCAUGGACUCUGCAAUGUGUCGCAAGCGUUUCACCGGGAUGCUGGCCCAUGUUGACUCCAAUGCUUCCCACAGUUGUGUCAAGUUGGCUGGAUGUCUUUUGGGUGGUAGACCAUUCUUGAUAUA
Messenger RNA from Salvelinus namaycush (lake trout), 1962 nucleotides. Its product is annotated as small integral membrane protein 29-like. NCBI's taxonomy places the organism in Eukaryota, Metazoa, Chordata, Actinopteri, Salmoniformes, Salmonidae. The record is from RefSeq and is a predicted model, not a curated record. The coding region runs from base 271 to 579 and encodes 102 amino acids. The transcript has 5 exons.